Molecule: messenger RNA, 5088 nt
Organism: Cyprinodon variegatus (sheepshead minnow)
Lineage: Eukaryota; Metazoa; Chordata; Actinopteri; Cyprinodontiformes; Cyprinodontidae
Product: rho GTPase-activating protein 29-like
Exons: 22
Coding region: 265-4419 (1384 amino acids)
Biological process (GO): signal transduction; activation of GTPase activity
Cellular component (GO): cytoplasm
Molecular function (GO): GTPase activator activity
Source: RefSeq, a predicted model, not a curated record
CCGAGAGUCUGGUAGUUGUCGGUGUACAGUUAGUUUUUCACGAACAUCGUUCUGCCUUUGUGAGGAUUUAUUAUCUCCUAAACGGAUGCUCCAUGAUUCCCACGACUUUUAAGAAAAUUGAAUGCAUUAUUUUGUGACUUUUCUGAAUGCUAUGCUUCUAAACUGCCAAGCAGCUCUCCAGGGACAAGGGCUGUGUGGUGAGUUCAGGGGCUAGCCAGCCGAACGUACCACCUGUAAAGGGUGGCGGCUGCCCUGGCUGCUGGGAUGCUACGGAAGGGCAGCAGAAGCAGCAGCAACAGCAGCACCAGCAGCCUCGGUGGAGGUACAGCGACAAAUAAUGUCCAGGAGCUUCAGUCGGCUGCCACUCAACCCCAAGAAUCUCUGUCACCCAAAUCCACCAAGGCUUGGACCAUGGGCCGCAGCACCAAGAGCCCCAACCCUCUGAGUAACAUGGGGCUCCCAUCCCGCCUCAUGGGGGCCCCAGGUGUGGAUGCUGACUAUGUUUUGCAGCUGGUGAACGAUGUGAGGUGGUUUGCUGAUGUGCUUCUGAACCUAAAGGAUGCCUUCCAACAUAAAGACAACCUGGAGGGUCUGCAGGAGGUUGUGCAGGAGCGCUUGGCAGAACUACUGCGUGUGUUAAAGACUGUCAUUGGCAAACACCGAACGCUCAACUCAGCGGACCUUCUCGGAGCUGCUGGCACAGUCAUUGCUAAAGUCAAAGGGAUUAACUUCAAGGAGGUGAAUCGAGAAAACAAACAGGUCAUAUUCAGCGAGAUACACACAUCCAUCGACACUUUGGCAUUUACGUUUGGCAAUGUAGUUUCUGACUUCCUUAUGGGAGAUGUGGACAACAGCUCAGGGUUGGGGAUCCCCCAGACCAGGAGGAGCAAGUCUUUUGAUAACCUCUCCGUGGAUCCAGAGUGUUACGUUCCAGGGAACAAGGAAGUUGUUGGCCCUGAGGUGCCGCUGUCAAGAGAGGAAGAACUUGACUUGACUCUGCAGAAGAAUGACAGUGGGGUUGAGUCUGCUCUACUCUAUGCAAAGGCCUUGUCAAAGUACAUUAAAGACCUUAUGGGGUGUAUGGAGAAGCGGUUUGCAAUGGAUAUUGAGUACGCCAAAAGCUACGCUAAAAUGGCUGAGUCUGCAAAGGCUCUCGCUAGUCAGCAGGAUUACAUGCCAUUCAGUGAUAUCUACGUCUCCACAUUCAAGAAUGAUAUUGAAUACAAUCAGCUGCUCAUUCAGACAGCAGUGGCUCUUCAAACAAAUAAAUUUAUACAGCCUCUUCUAGCUCGCAAGAAUGAACUAGAUAAGUUGAGAAAGGACAUUAAGGAGCAGUGGCAGAAGGAGCAAAAGAAAAUGCAAGAGGUUGACACAACCUUGCGUAAGGCACGAGCUUUGAACGAUCAAAGGAAGGAGGAGUACAGAAAAGUCCAGUCAUCUACAAACCGCUCCCAGGAGGAGCAGUCUAACGGUGGCAACAAACAGCUGGAGAAGAAGAGGAAGCUUGAAGAAGAGGCUAUGCAAAAGGCCGAGGAAGCCCAGUACCAUUUCCAAAGCUGUAGAGCUGACGCAGGCGUCAGGCGAUUGGAUCUAGCAAAUGCUAAGAGCACAAUUCUCACACAAAUCCGGGAGAUGAUCUUUCAGUGUGACGUCACUCUCAAAGCUGUCUCAGUAAAUUGGUUUCAGUUGCAGCAUUUGCAAACUGUAUCCCUCCCAACCCACUACCAGGCCAUGAAUGAGGGCGCCAAGUUGUACGAACCAGGGCGAUGCUAUGCUAACUUUGUUCGUAACCUGCCGAGAAAUCUGCCUAAAGAACAUCUUCAGACAGACCAUUUCUCCGAACAUUUCAGGUCUGGGUUUAGCAAAAGGUCCCAAGGAAGCACCCAUUCCUCCCAUGGCAACCUGUCGCAGGGCUCCAUCACUUCCAGUGACGUUUUAAGUGGAGAUGAUGUAGAUAAUCCCCUCCACCGGCCGACAAAGAUCAGCGAGCGAAGAUCGAACAGCAGUACAGACAUCCCAGCAUUGAAGAGCCAGGGACCGCUUAGGGCCUGGGCCUCCAGUAGUCAGGGCAGCCAGGGCGGGAUGUGCAGCGACUCAGAGAGCGCCGGGGGCAGCAGUGAAUCUAGGUCCAUGGACUCCCCCACCGCCAGCCCAGGUGACUUUAAGCGUCGGCUGCCCAGAACUCCCUCCACUGGGACCAUGUCUUCAGCCGAUGAUUUGGAUGAGAGGGAGCCUCUCUCUCCAUUCGACAAUGGUCUUGGAGAGAUGGGGACAGAAAGUUUAGGUUCUCCUGGUCCAUUCCGAAAUACUCAGAUGUCAAAAGCGGCUCAAACGCAUAAGCUAAGAAAACUACGAGCCCCAUCUAAGUGCAGAGAGUGUGACAGUCUGGUUGUUUUCCAUGGAGCUGAAUGUGAAGAGUGUUCUUUGGCGUGCCAUAAAAAAUGUCUGGAGACGCUCCCCAUUCAGUGCGGCCACAAAAAGCUGCAGGGAAGGUUACAGCUAUUUGGCAUCGACUUUACUCAAGCAGCGAAGAACUGUGCAGAUGGUAUCCCAUUUAUAAUCAAAAAGUGCACUGCUGAAAUUGAAAGCCGGGCCCUCAACAUCAAGGGUAUUUAUCGUGUGAAUGGUGCCAAAUCCAGAGUUGAGAAGCUUUGUCAGGCAUUUGAGAAUGGGAAGGACUUGGUUGAACUGUCUGAACUCUCCCCUCAUGAUAUCAGCAACGUCCUGAAACUCUACCUUAGACAGUUACCAGAACCACUGAUCCAGUAUCGAUUUUACAACGACCUUAUCGGCUUGGCUAAAGAGUGUCAAAGAGUGAUAGCAGAGGAAGCUGGCAAGCCUGCGAGCACCCAGACGGAAGAGAAAGGUGCGCCAAGCGUUCAGAUGAGCAGAAUAAUUUCGAAGAUCAAAGAUCUGAUACGCCAGCUACCCACUGCCAACUACAGGACGCUACGUUACCUAAUCGCUCAUCUGAACAGAGUGAGUAAACAGGCUGAUGAGAACAAGAUGACUGCCAGUAACCUGGGUAUUAUCUUCGGGCCCACGCUGGUGAAACCCAGACAGAUAGAUGCCGAGGUGUCCCUCUCCUCUCUGGUGGAUUACCCCUGUCAGGCACUGAUGGUCGAGAUGCUGGUGCGACACUUCCAUAUAAUCUUUGAUGCAGCUGGUUCUGAGAUGUCCUCCACCUCUGCACAAGCCUCUCCCAGACUGACCCCACAAGAGAAAUUGCGCCAGCUCAGCAAACACUCCACCUCCUUAACAGACAUCAAGGAGAGUGCCAAAAUAUACAAAAGAUACUCCUCAGUAAUCCCAUCAUCCCACGUCCUGGAUGAAGUGCAGGAGGUCCAACCAGGAAAAGACAAAUCAGACUGUUCAGUUGUAGAGAAAGUAAACGGGCUACAGACUUCAAGCGGACGGGAAGGCCAGAGGUCAACCCUACAGGUUAACCGCCCCACCUCCAAUAUCUCCUACACCAACACUUUGCCAACAAAAGUGCAGCUGCGCAACCAGGCUGUUCGACACACUUCAAGGCCAAUCAGCAUGCCGCUGGAACGCCUGCUAGCACCUGCUCCAAUUCUUGAGAGGAAUAACCGGAACAAAGCGGAUGCUGUCGAUGGAAGCUCUCUUCAGAGGGACACAGAGACCAUACAGGAGAUUCCAGAGCCUGAGAGGGCUCGCCAAAGUGGAUCAUCCAGGAUAAGCACCUAUUACAUUACGCCGUUUAUCGACACACAGACUAUGCAGAGGAGAACAUGGGAUAAAAAGUACAAGCACUAUGAUAUGACAUCUAGAACUGCCAUGAUUGUCGCCAAUCUGCCGCCCACCAGCUCUGGGUUGCAGCCUGUAAAAGCCACUGUGCCCUUAUCAGUCAGCACAGCAGCAACCACAGCUUCUGCGCUUCCUACUACCAGUAGCGUGAGCACUAUAUUCUCCAGCAGCCCCAGCAUGCUGUCAGUCAAGUCUGUGUGGAGCUCUAAGCGGGAACAAGAUACAGAACCAUCCAUCAGUGGCUCCAGCAACUCAUCGAACGUUUCGCUAACACUCAGGGCUCCACGGACUCUUCAGCCCCCUGCUGGAACUUUCUACAUCCCGCCAGUUUCUAGUAACAGCAGAUCGAGGACACUUUCAAGCUGGACUACAACCACAUCCAGCACCCCCUCGUCACUCACCUCCAGCACCACGUCCCCAGCAGCCUCCCCUCCCCCAACCCACACAACCCCAUUGAAGACACUUCACCAGACUCAGGACUCCACAGACAGCGCCAUUGACCCCGGGGUCUCGACCUCCACUACCGCUUCCCCACAACAGUCCCCCCCUCCAAGCAGCCCUGAUGACCUCAGCCCAGCUGAGACUACAUCCAUUUACCAAAGACUCCAACGUUUGCAGGAGAACGAACACAGAGAGGCUCAUUUUGUCUGACACCAAAUAAACAACUAAUUGUUUUUGUAAAUAGAAAUAAAUCUGUGCAACAGGUGGUGAAUGGGAGUGAAUGCGGGCAAGUAGACAUAAACCAUAAAAGUGUUAAAAGUUCUAAUAUAUUCCUUUUUACAUGUUAAAGACAGAACUAACAGCAGCAGGUCAAAGUAAGCUAAAGAAAUACGCAACAACAUCAAUGUUUACCAUCUCAAAUGUUUUUUUUCAUCAGUAUAUUUGGCAAUGAAAUACGGUAAUAUUGUAAUGUGAACCAAAAACUGUUGACCAGUCCGUUUUCUUGUUCAGUGUUUAAUCUGUGACAAAAUUCCCCUUUAAAAGUGGCACUUCUAGGCUGAACUGCUUAUGUCCCUUAAGUUUUUAGAAGUGCUGCAUUUCACAAGGGAAUGAUUGAAUGGAAUGAAGUUUUUUAAAAACAGUUACUGAAAAGGUUCUGAUCUUUAUCCAAAUGUGUCCUGUGUAUUUUGAUUGGUACAUCUGUUCUCACUAUAUUAGCCUUACAGUACAUAUCUGUUCAUGUGUAUGCAUUCAUGCAAACAUACUCAGCAUUUGUUGGAAUUAUUUUAUCUCAUAAUUUUAUUAUAAAGUGGCGGAAUGACAUGCAAAACAUCUUGCUGCAAAUUAAAAAAAAAGCUGUUUUUAAAUAUAUCUGUUUUG